Messenger RNA from Vitis riparia (riverbank grape), 516 nucleotides. RefSeq lists its product as uncharacterized. The record is from RefSeq and is a predicted model, not a curated record. Bases 1 to 516 code for a protein of 171 amino acids. The transcript has 2 exons. Lineage: Eukaryota; Viridiplantae; Streptophyta; Magnoliopsida; Vitales; Vitaceae.
AUGAUCAAGCUUUCUUCAACCGAAAAGGAAAACCUAAGUGCACCAUGGAAAUACUCCCUUAUUGCCAAAGUCCUUGGCAGAAAGGUCGGGUUGCAAUACUGCCAAGCUCAUCUUCAUCGCCUUUGGUCUCUUGAGGGAACAGUGGACAUCAUUGACCUUGGCUAUGGAUUUUUCUUGCUAAAAUUUUCGCUCCCUACAGAUUAUAUCAAGGUGUUUAAAGGGGUUCCAUGGCUGAUCCACGGCUACUAUAUCUCUCUUCGUCCAUGGGUUCCUAACUUCAAGCCUUCAGAGGCCACCAUCACUCAUGCUAAGGUUUGGGUUCGCCUUCCUGAACUCCCCAUAGAAUAUUAUGACAAGGAGGUGCUGUUCCAGAUUGGAGCAGCUAUUGGCAGAACUAUCAAGAUUGACCCCAUUACUGAAAAACAAGCAAGAGGCAGAUUUGCGCGAAUCAGAAGAUUGAAUAUGAGGGUUAUGUUGAGCAACUGCAGCAGGAUUAUUCUCCAUGCCCGCCCCUGA